Molecule: messenger RNA, 540 nt
Organism: Mirounga angustirostris (Northern elephant seal)
Lineage: Eukaryota; Metazoa; Chordata; Mammalia; Carnivora; Phocidae
Gene: P3R3URF
Product: PIK3R3 upstream open reading frame
Exons: 1
Coding region: 1-249 (82 amino acids)
Source: RefSeq, a predicted model, not a curated record
AUGGGGCCUUCUCAGCCUGUCCGUGCCCCUCGGCCCCGGGGCCUAAGUUCCCCCUACCGCAGGCCAGGGCUGGGCUGGCGUCGGCCUCGAAAUCCCAGGAUGUUCAAGUGUAGCCGCAGAAGGUACCGGCAGAAACCCCAAGGCCCAGCUGCCACCACUGCAGCCACCAAUCCUGCCACCGUGGCCACAGAUAUCAACAACACUUCUACCGCCACCACGAGUGUGUGGAUCCUUCUGCCACAAAGUUAGCCAAGGGCCCUGAGGCGGGUGGGGGUUGGAAAAACCAGGGCCAUUUGUUUCCCCCACCUUAGCCCUGCCUAGGCACUCUAGGGGGCACACCCUGUGUGAAAUAUCACCCCCAAAAUAUGGUGGGGUCUUGAUGGCAGACUCCUAAAGGCUGAGAGCCUUAAUGGAGGGUGUAUUGGCUGAGUGGAGGGCCUGGGGAACUGUGAAUCUAAGAACAGUGGAGCUUCCAGAACUGCUGUCUUCCUCACACUCUUCCCUCUCCUUCCUCUCCUCAGUUCUCAGACACCUUUGUCA